Messenger RNA from Brienomyrus brachyistius, 2346 nucleotides. RefSeq names its product basic proline-rich protein-like. The record is from RefSeq and is a predicted model, not a curated record. The coding region runs from base 1 to 2346 and encodes 781 amino acids. The transcript is spliced from 2 exons. Lineage: Eukaryota; Metazoa; Chordata; Actinopteri; Osteoglossiformes; Mormyridae.
AUGGGAACUGGGCCUGUCUGCCUCCUGCGGGGACCCUGGCUGCUCCUCCCUGCCCCGCGCGGGUCUGCCUCCCGCGGGGACCCUGGCUGCUCCUCCCUGCCCCGCGCGGGUCUGCCUCCCGCGGGGACCCUGGCUGCUCCUCCCUGCCCCCACGGGUCUGCCUCCUGCGGGGACCCUGGCUGCUCCUCCCUGCCCCGCGCGGGUCUGCCUCCAGCGGGGAUCCUGGCUGCUCCUCCCUGCCCCGCGCGGGUCUGCCUCCCGCGGGGACCCUGGCUGCUCCUCCCUGCCCCGCGCGGGUCUGCCUCCCGCGGGGACCCUGGCUGCUCCUCCCUGCCCCGCACGGGUCUGCCUCCCGCGGGGACCCUGGCUGCUCCUCCCUGCCCCGCGCGGGUCUGCCUCUCACGGGGACCCUGGCUGCUCCUCCCUGCCCCCACGGGUCUGCUUCCCACGGGGACCCUGGCUGCUCCUCCCUGCCCCACGCGGGUCUGUCUCCCGUGGGGACCCUGGCUGCUGCUCCCUGCCCCACGUGGGUCUGCCUCCCGCGGGGACCCUGGCUGCUCCUCCCUGCCCCCACGGGUCUGCCUCCCGUGGGGACCCUGGCUGCUGCUCCCUGCCCCGCGCGGGUCUGCCUCCCGCGGGGACCCUGGCUGCUCCUCCCUGCCCUACGCGGGUCUGCCUCCCGCGGGGACCCUGGCUGCUCCUCCCUGCCCCACGUGGGUCUGCCUCUCACGGGGACCCUGGCUGCUCCUCCCUGCCCCCACGGGUCUGCCUCCCGUGGGGACCCUGGCUGCUGCUCCCUGCCCCGUGCGGGUCUGCCUCCCGCGGGGACCCUGGCUGCUCCUCCCUGCCCCGCGCGGGUCUGCCUCCCGCGGGGACCCUGACUGCUCCUCCCUGCCCCGCGCGGGUCUGCCUCCCACAGGGUCCCUGGCUGCUCCUCCCUGCCCCCACGGGUCUGCCUCCCACGGGGACCCUGGCUGCUCCUCCCUGCCCCGCGCGGGUCUGCCUCCAGCGGAGAUCCUGGCUGCUCCUCCCUGCCCCGCGAGGGUCUGCCUCCCGCGGGGACCCUGGCUGCUCCUCCCUGCCCCGCACGGGUCUGCCUCCCGCGGGGACCCUGGCUGCUCCUCCCUGCCCCGCGCGGGUCUGCCUCUCACGGGGACCCUGGCUGCUCCUCCCUGCCCCCACGGGUCUGCUUCCCACGGGGUCCCUGGCUGCUCCUCCCUGCCCCCACAGGUCUGCCUCCCACGGGGACCCUGGCUGCUCCUCCCUGCCUCGCGCGGGUCUGCCUCCAGCGGAGAUCCUGGCUGCUCCUCCCUGCCCCGCGCGGGUCUGCCUCCCGCGGGGACCCUGGCUGCUGCUCCCUGCCCCGCGCGGGUCUGCCUCCCGCGGGGACCCUGGCUGCUCCUCCCUGCCCCCACGGGUCUGCCUCCCGUGGGGACCCUGGCUGCUGCUCCCUGCCCCGCGCGGGUCUGCCUCCCGCGGGGACCCUGGCUGCUCCUCCCUGCCCCGCGCGGGUCUGCCUCCCGCGGGGACCCUGGCUGCUCCUCCCUGCCCCGCGCGGGUCUGCCUCCCGCGGGGACCCUGGCUGCUGCUCCCUGCCCCGCGCGGGUCUGCCUCCCGCGGGGACCCUGGCUGCUCCUCCCUGCCCCCACGGGUCUGCCUCCCGUGGGGACCCUGGCUGCUCCUCCCUGCCCCCACGGGUCUGCCUCCCACGGGGACCCUGGCUGCUCCUCCCUGCCCCCACGGGUCUGCCUCCCGUGGGGACCCUGGCUGCUGCUCCCUGCCCCGCGCGGGUCUGUCUCCCACGGGGACCCUGGCUGCUCCUCCCUGCCCCGCGGGUCUGCCUCCCACGGUGACCCUGGCUGCUCCUCCCUGCCCCGCGGGUCUGCCUCCCACGGUGACCCUGGCUGCUCCUCCCUGCCCCCUCGGGUCUGCCUCCCGUGGGGACCCUGGCUGCUCCUCCCUGCCCCCACGGGUCUGCCUCCCACGGGGACCCUGGCUGCUCCUCCCUGCCCCCACGGGUCUGCCUCCCGUGGGGACCCUGGCUGCUGCUCCCUGCCCCGCGCGGGUCUGUCUCCCACGGGGACCCUGGCUGCUCCUCCCUGCCCCGCGGGUCUGCCUCCCACGGUGACCCUGGCUGCUCCUCCCUGCCCCCUCGGGUCUGCCUCCCGCGGGGACCCUGGCUGCUGCUCCCUGCCCCGCGCGGGUCUGCCUCCCAUGGGGACCCUGGCUGCUCCUCCCUGCCCCGCGGGUCUGCCUCCCACGGGGACCCUGGCUGCUCCUCCCUGCCCCCACGGGUCUGCCUCCCACGGGGACCCUGGCUGUGUGACGGAAGCAUUCGUGACAUAA